This is a messenger RNA of Tetranychus urticae (two-spotted spider mite), 6397 nucleotides long. Its product is annotated as endoribonuclease Dicer. Gene Ontology annotation, biological process: RNA processing. Gene Ontology annotation, molecular function: ATP binding; ribonuclease III activity; RNA binding. NCBI's taxonomy places the organism in Eukaryota, Metazoa, Arthropoda, Arachnida, Trombidiformes, Tetranychidae. The record is from RefSeq and is a predicted model, not a curated record.
AUUCAGAAUAUUUUUCCAAGAAGUCAGGUCAGAAAGUAUGAUCAUUUUGACCAAAUGUAAUCCAACUCUUUACUUCAAAAUUUUGCCGACUCAGGUGGUGAGAAAAGUUUGCAAGCGUUUACGGCUACGAGGUGGCGUUGUAAUCUGGUUACUCUUUGGUUGCAAAUGAGCAACCAAUUUUUGUAAACAUUGUGCUCAUUGAUUGACGACUUACAAUUGAAGUUAAUGAAUCCAACGAUAUUGAUGAUUGUCAAUUUUUGGACAUUUAGCUAUCAUUUUUUAAAUUUUUACAAUUCUUGAAUUGUAGCAUCGGCAGAUUGGUAAUCUGUGGCUUUCAAAGACCUUAUGGCUUAGCUCGUUCUAUUCCAUCUCAUAUUUGUGUGAGUAAAGGAUAAUGUGAAAGGAUAGUGUCUCUAGUCAUUCCUAUUUAAUUAAUCACUCUAACUUUAACACUGCCCGAUAUUAACUAGGUUUUGAGAUCUAACCUAGCUUAAGAUAAUACCAAAAUUAUUCCGUUAUCUACAAGAUCACUCUUACCAGAUUUUGAAAACUUGAAAAGUGACCUAAGGUUUUUUCUCACAAAUGUGUAACUUACAACUUGGAACACGCCUUUUAAGAUCAUUAAACGUUGGUCAGAAGAUCUUUCAAACAUUUAAACUUUCUGCCAUGGAUAUUCACCAUAAUCUUAAUAUUAAAAUUUAAGUGCAAUCAAAGUUAAUGGACAGUCUUGGAGUCUGCUAACAAUCAAACUUGUGGUUAGUUUCUUGAUUUACGUCAACAUUUGGUUGAAUUUACAAAUUAUUUGGUCGGUUAUCAGGAAUAACUCAACUCAUCACACAUAUGAUUCGAGCUACUAUUCACUUAAGCUGUUCUUAAAGUGUUCCAGUUCAAUUUAAAGUUAUUUUAAUUUAAUUUAUUUGUGUUUAUCAGUCAUGGUCAAAACUCGUAAAAGGGUUGUAGAUAAAAUUCCUCGUCCUUACCAACUAGAGGCUCUUGACAAAGCUCUAAGCAAUAAUACAAUUCUUUGCCUACCGACUGGAUCAGGUAAAACUUUUAUUGCCACUAUUGUGCUAAAGGAGCACGCCGGAGAAUUGAACCUUCCAUAUAAUGAGAAUGGUAAAAGAGCCUUCUUCUUGGUGCCAAAUCAAGUUCUCGUGCAACAACAGGCGAAAGCUAUCGAAAAUGAUACUACUUUUAAUGUUGGUCGGUUUUCUGGUACAAGCAAAGACAAGGAUGGUACUGGUAUCGAUGAUUGGACUAAAGCUUACUGGGAUUUGAUUUUUAUGAAAUAUCAAGUUUUAGUUAUGACACGGAAAAUUUUCUUUGACAUCAUCGCUUCGGGGCACAUUAAAACAUCUUCGAUAGCUGUUAUUAUCUUUGAUGAAGCGCAUCAUGGGGCACCCAAUGCUAAAGGAAAAAAUACCAAUCACGACUACGUCCGGAUAAUGGAAAUACUCAAGGAGAAAGGCCAUUCUAAUAUCAGAAUUAUUGGACUGACCGCAAGUUUAAUUAAUAAUCGUUGGGUUGAUGAAAACAAAUUGGAAUCAAUGAUAAAAGAGAUCGGCAACACUUACUGUGCUGAUGUAUUUUCCCCUGAAACAUCAAAGAUAAGUAAUGCGAAUGAGAUAAUCUGGACAUUCAAAGUUCCUGAAGGCUGGGAUGCUGAAUUUCCAGAUGCUGUAAAAUCUUACCUAUCAAAAAUGAGUUCGCUGAUUGGAUCUAUCAGCGGAAUGAAAAAGAAUCAAUCCAUCCAUCAUGAGGAUUUGUCAAUGGUUGAGGAAAUGUUGGGAAAUGCAGCUAAUCCGAUUCCUUUGGAUCUCAUUAAGAAUACUUUCACAGAUUUGGAACAUAUUUUUUCGACCUUUGGGCCAUGGGCAACUCACCGAACAGUCGCAUUUGUUCUUGAGAGCUAUGAACGUGAGCUUGAACUGAUUAAUCAUUUGGAAAAUUCUUACAAUGAAAUUAUUCAACAUGUUAUUUCAUUGCUUAAAAAUCUUGAGAAAAGUCUCAGGGAAAAUCUUGUCCGGAUGUCUAAACGAGAUGCUCUAUUAGCUGGAAUACCGAAUAAGAUGCUCCGUCUCCUUCAAUUUUUGUAUGAGUUCAAUAGAAAGAAAGACAGUGACCCGAUUUCUGCCAUUAUAUUCGUUGAACGUCGCUUAGAUGCUUAUGUCCUCUCAUCUUGGCUCUCCAACAUCGCACAGUUUGUUUCAGGAUUUGAUUUCAUAAAAUGUGAUUUCACUGUUGGUUUUUCAUCGUACAAUCCUUUUCCUUUCAAUUCCCAAUUCAGAAAAAAACAAGAAACUGUUAUUACCAGAUUCAGAGAAAAGACCCUCAACAUCCUCGUUUCGACUUCUGUAUUGGAAGAAGGGUUGGACAUAAACCAUUGUAAUUGUAUUGUCAGAUACGAUAAACCUACUAACUAUCGUGCAUAUGUUCAAAGUAAAGGACGAGCUCGCAGUAAUGGAGCUUAUUUCAUCUUUUUCGCUAAAGAAGCCGAGAUAGAUGCAACUGAAAGGGAUAUUGAAAAGUUUCGUGAUACUGAAAGAAAGCUGCGUUUUCUCUCUAAACCUUGUCAAGCAGAAGAUUCUCAAGUUAAAAACUCAUUUGAAAUGUUGCAAACGAGUGCUGGCGGUAUUUUGCCUCUCUACGAGGCAAAAACCAGAGUGAUUUUUUAUUGUGACCAUCUACCUGCAGACGGAUACACUGUCAAAAUGCCUAAGAAAGAUAUUUCUAUUCACCGAAAUGCUGCAACAAAUUUUCAAUUAUUCAAAUGUAAGCUCACUUUACCGAAAAUCUCACCCUAUCAUAAGUUGCCGAUUUUCGGGAGAAAAUGUUCAACUGCAGCUGAAGCAGAGGCGUCUGCCUAUUUUGAAGCAGCCAAAGAACUUUGGGCUCAUCAAGAAUUGGAUGAUAGCUUUCGUCCGUUGGAUCGGAAGACUUUGAUUGCAAGAUUGAUGAAAAAAUAUAAUCUGGAUAUUGAUCGAACAGAAAUGAAAGAAUGGGAAGAGCAAAAGGCUGCUAUCAAAAGAUCCAAUCAAAGAAAAAAGAGGAAAGAAAGAAUCGCGUUACCACCUAAACCUGGUACAAAAAAGAAGCGUCGUCAAUAUCCAAUCAUCUUUUCGGAUAAGUUAAAAGGUUACCAGUCUAUGGACUCGCCCUGCUGGUUAUACAAAGUCUCUGCGAAAAAUGAAAAACAGGAGGAAACUAGUCGCCUUGGUUUGAUUUCUUUCUAUCCCUUACCAUUGGAAGAAAUCGAAGGCAAAAUGCUCAUUUAUUCGUCUAAGGAAAAUUUGACUAUUUCAUUGGAGUUGAUAGAAAAUUUUGUUUUGAAAGAGCAGCAGCUUGAAAACAUCAGACACUUUCAAGAGUUUAUUUUCUCUGGUUGUUUAAAAAUUGGUGUCCGUGACGAAUCUAAAGAAUCUUCAAUUUUUUUCACUGCAGCUGUAUCUGCUUAUCAUUUGUUAUACAUUUUCCUAACCGAUGAUAAAAAUAUUGACUAUCAAUUGUUGAAACAAACAUACCACCGUCGCCCGAUCCAGCCCUCUGAUUAUUCAUCGCUGACCGGUGCAUUGAUCAGUAAAAAUUAUGGUGUUAAUCAAAGAGGACUUCUCGUUGUUAAAGAAGUUGACUUUACAUUGUCACCUAAAUCUCCUUUUGUGAACGAAAGUUACGCCACUUUUGAAGAUUAUUACAAAACGCGUUAUGGAAUAAAAUCGUUAAAGAGUGAUCAACCUCUUCUUUGCUGCCAUGCCGCUCCCACAAAAACAUUUUUUCCUUGUCAACCAGAUCGAAAGGCUAUGAAACUUGCUAAUUCUCCGCAAAUUGUACACUUGGUUCCUGAACUUUGCUCUUAUGAAUACUUUUCCUAUGAAUAUUUGGAUAUAAUCUACACGAUUCCAGCAAUAUCUUCAGUAAUCAAUCAAUAUUUGAACGCCUCUGCUAUUCGCAGAAGACUUUGUUCAGAAAUUGGUUAUGGAAUAGCUGAAAUACCAGUCGAUGAGAAAUACAACUGGGAUCAACGGUACAAAUUUACAAACUUCCCUGAAAUGAAAGUUAAAAUUGCUGAAUACACCAAGCCAAAGGAAUCAAUUGACUUAUCAUGUGUCAUUGUUGAUCAUAUUUCGCCUUCUAAUGGUGGGAAUAUGGAAACUCAGGACGUGAGUCACCCGGAAGACACAGAUGAUAGUGAUAGUGAGGAUAGUGACGACAGUGAGGAAGACGAUGACGAUAGCUCUAGUGAAACAGCAGAAGAUGAUGAAGAUGAAACAUCAAUGAAUACUUCAGAGGAUACUUACAAUACUGUUUAUCAAAAUCUUCCCGUCGUUAUAAAACGUGCCAAUGAUUCUAGUUUAUUUAAUGAAUUAACUCCGGUAGCUCAACCUAGCAUUGCAAAAGUUUCAUGGAAUGGUAAUAAUGUCAAACUUAAUCAUAAUCUGUUACAAGAUUAUGAGAAAAAGCUGAAAACAUUUAAUUUAAGAUCUUGGAAAAGCUCUCAAAAUGGAAGCAACGGUGUUGAUUUUAACGAACUAGAUUCUGACAAUGACUCUGCUAAAGAAACUAAUCAUUAUGUUUCAACAACUCCAAUCUAUACGGAUAAAUUAUCCCUCUUUAAAUAUGGCCUGCCAAUUGAGCUGAUUGUGGAAGCUUUCACCACGAAAAAAGCUGACUCUAAAAUCAACCUUGAACGAUUGGAAAUCAUUGGUGAUUCUUUCUUGAAAUACAUCGUUUCUGCCCUUUUAUUCCUACAACUGAAUGAUUUAAAUGAAGCAAGAAUCACUUAUCUCAAAAUGACGCUUGUUUCAAACUUUUAUUUGUUGCAUUUGGGUCGAUCUAAAGGCUUGGCUCAAUAUAUAAAUGACAAAACCUUUCUUCCGAGGUUGAACUGGUUACCGCCAUUUUAUUCAUCCGCAAAUCGUAAUUUUACCGAGCAAGAAAUUAGCGAUAAAAGUGUUGCUGAUAUGAUGGAAGCUUUGUUGGGUGCUCAUUUGAUCUGUCUUGGCGAAAAAGCAGCAAUCUCGUUUUUAUCUUGGAUUGGAAUGCCUUUAUUUACAUCAUUCAAUUUUGAUUCAUUAAUGAAUGACAACUCAUAUUUGCCAUCCUAUCACGAUACUGUCCCGAUCGAGAAUCCAGCAGAAAUUCAAGCGGCCUGGAGAUGUGGCAACCUAUCAAAACUUGAGCAGAAACUUGGAUACACAUUUAAACGCAAAGAUCUUUUGAUUGAGGCUCUAACACAUCCAUCCUGGAGUCGAUCACAUUUUAACAGUUAUCAAAGGCUUGAAUUUUUGGGUGAUGCUAUACUUGAUUAUUUAAUCACUUCUUACAUUUUUGAUAAUCAAAAAUAUCAGCAUUUAAAGCCCGGAGAAGUUACAAUCAUUCGUCAAGCGCUUGUUAACAAUGACUACUUUGCAACUAUUUCAUUAGUUAAUGGAUUUGAUAAAUUCAUCUUUCACCUCUCUCCUACUUUGUACAAAGAAAUCAACACUUUCAGAGAGCAAUUAACUAAAGCGGAUCUUUUUGGUGAAAACAAGAUCAAACUUGGCAGCUUUCUUCUUGAUAAUCUUGAGAUGGAAACAUUGACCGAACCGCCCAAAGCAUUGGGAGAUAUUUUUGAAUCAAUUGCUGGUGCAAUAUAUUUGGACAGUGGCAAUUCUUUAUCUACUGUUUGGCAUAUUUAUUGUAAAUUUUUUUGCAACGAGCUUGAAUUUUUCUGUGCUAAUGUUCCUAAAAGUCCAAUUCUUCGCUUAUUUGAGGCUUUUCCAUUUGCAAAAUUUGUAUCAGAAAAACUGCCAAACAAAGAAUCAAAAAGGAAAAGACUCAACUUAAUUGUCGAUGGAUGGAGCUUCAAAGUCGAUGAGACUAAAUUAUUGGAAGACGCAAUGAAUAAACGGACUGAAAAACAUUAUCUGGUUCUCAGUGCCUUGAAUAAACUGGCCAAAUAGUUAAUAUUAUUUCGAUUAUUUCGAACUGUGAAAUUGGACAUUUAUACAACAUGACUGAAAUUUAUUUUUCAUUAAAUCGUGUAGGAAUUUAUUAUUACUGUAAGAAUCAUAUAUUUAAUUUGGUAUGCCAAUUUCAACUUUCCAUUACUCUUUAUGAAAAUUUUUCUAACUCUUCCAAAUCUGCUUUUGUAAUGAACAUUAACAGUUCAUUCUUCAACAAAACUAGAUAUUUCUGUAUUUGUCUCAAAUUGCUCAGUCGUCUAUUAAUUAUCUAAAUUAUAUCCCACUGACUGUUAAUCUUGAAGUAUUAUGAUUAAUACUUAUUCCAAUUAAUCAACCGAAUGCUAAACCUAAUUAAGUUUUGAGUACUUCAAGCAAUUAACUAGAUUGUUUCAAAUUACUAUUGUUGACUACUUAUAAAAAUAACAAUAUUAUAAAAAAAAUAAUUUUGUAAGCAA